This is a messenger RNA of Lolium rigidum, 1771 nucleotides long. RefSeq names its product histidinol dehydrogenase, chloroplastic-like. The record is from RefSeq and is a predicted model, not a curated record. The transcript has 15 exons. Lineage: Eukaryota; Viridiplantae; Streptophyta; Magnoliopsida; Poales; Poaceae. Gene Ontology annotation, molecular function: NAD binding; metal ion binding; histidinol dehydrogenase activity. Bases 155 to 1591 code for a protein of 478 amino acids. Gene Ontology annotation, biological process: L-histidine biosynthetic process. Gene Ontology annotation, cellular component: chloroplast stroma; cytoplasm.
CUUCUGACGGCAGCUGCUCAGCUCCUCUGCCAGGAUACCAGUAGGCAGUAGACCACGGGCACAGACGGCGGCGACCUACAAGGCAUCGCCUCGCCGCCGACCGUAAAUCCCUGCACCGCCGCCGUUUGGUUUUGAAUUGAAUCGGGCUCUAUUGAUGGGCAGCUUGCGCGCUCCGCCUCUGCUCCUUGGCGGCGCCAGCGUUGGUCGCGGCUAUCGGCUCCGGCUCGCCUCCUCCACAGUCCCCAAAUCCACGGUGGUUUCAGUGCUGAGUGUUACCUGCGCGAUGAAGUCGUACAGGCUCUCCGAUCUCAGUGAUGCAGAGGUUAGCGGCCUCAGGGCACGCCCUCGCAUCGACUUCACCUCCAUUUUCAGCACGGUGAAUCCGAUUGUUGAAGAUGUGCGCGUCAGAGGUGAUGCUGCGGUUAAGGAUUAUACAGAAAAGUUUGACAAGGUCUUGCUUGAUAACGCGGUUGUGCGCGUUAGCGAUCUUCCGGUUGCAGAGCUUGAUCCGGCUGUAAAGGAAGCCUUCGACGUGGCAUAUGACAAUAUUUAUGCCUUCCAUGCUGCACAAAAGUCGCCGGAGAAGACAGUUGAGAAUAUGAAAGGUGUAAGAUGUAAAAGGAUAACAAGAUGCAUUGGUUCUGUCGGGCUGUAUGUUCCAGGUGGCACUGCAGUCCUACCCUCAACUGCAUUGAUGCUUGCCGUGCCUGCACAGAUUGCUGGAUGCAAAACUGUAGUUCUUGCCACACCUCCUAGUCGUGAUGGUAGCAUAUGUAAGGAGGUUCUUUACUGUGCCCAAAAAGCUGGUGUUACACACAUACUGAAAGCUGGGGGAGCACAGGCAAUCUCAGCUAUGGCGUGGGGAACUGCAUCAUGCCCAAAGGUUGAGAAAAUAUUCGGACCCGGCAACCAGUAUGUCACUGCUGCUAAAAUGAUUCUUCAGAACAGCGAAGCUAUGGUCUCUAUAGACAUGCCUGCUGGCCCUUCGGAAGUUCUAGUCAUUGCUGACAAAUAUGCAAACCCAGUCCAUGUUGCAGCUGAUUUGCUAUCUCAGGCAGAACAUGGCCCAGAUAGUCAGGUUGUUCUCGUUAUCGCCGGAGAUGGUGUUGAUUUGGGUGCCAUCGAAGCAGAAGUCAGCAAGCAGUGUGAUGCUCUUCCUAGAGGAGAAUUUGCUUCCAAAGCACUUGGCCACAGUUUCACUGUUUUUGCCAGAGAUAUGGUUGAGGCAAUAUCAUUCUCAAAUAUGUAUGCUCCUGAGCAUUUGAUCAUCAAUGUAAAGGACGCUGAGCAGUGGGAGGACAUCAUCGAGAACGCAGGCUCAGUUUUCUUGGGGCAAUGGACCCCAGAGAGUGUGGGUGACUAUGCCAGCGGAACGAACCACGUUCUUCCAACCUACGGUUACGCAAGGAUGUACAGCGGUGUGUCACUGAACUCUUUCCUCAAAUACAUCACUGUCCAAUCCCUGACUGAAGAAGGGCUGAGGAGGCUGGGUCCUUACGUAGCAAAGAUGGCAGAAGUCGAAGGGCUAGAAGCGCACAAGAGAGCUGUUACCCUCAGACUGCAAGAGAUCGAAGCUACUGUAACUGUGUAACUGUUGCCAUGGUGUGUUUACCAGUAAUUUUGAUGCUUGGGAACUAUAAAGUUUCUGACAUUUUUCUUUUUUAUUCGGCCAAACACUAUAGUGUUCAAGGAGAAGAAUAUGUAAUUGCUGCAUGGAAUAAUGAUCGCUAUGUUGAUCCAUUGAAGGAAUAAACUUGCGAGCUUAGUUUGU